Stomoxys calcitrans (stable fly) is the source of this 840-nucleotide messenger RNA. RefSeq lists its product as uncharacterized. Lineage: Eukaryota; Metazoa; Arthropoda; Insecta; Diptera; Muscidae. The transcript has a single exon. The coding region runs from base 1 to 840 and encodes 279 amino acids. The record is from RefSeq and is a predicted model, not a curated record.
AUGAGCGAGUUGAGUAACGAAAUAGUGGUGGUUGACAAAGAGACAAUCGAUGUAUGUGAUCCCCAUGGUUAUUACGGUAACCAUGGUAGGCAGGAGCCCAAUUUCAAAAGUCCCUCGAAGCGAUCCUUCCUCAAUGAAUGCAUAAGGCAGAUAUACAUAUUGCAUGGCAGUGAUAUGUCCACGAUGACCAUACCAGUAGAAUUUAAUCGUUGUCUUAUAUGGAACACCUUAAACGCCUUGAUGGUGCCCCAGAGAAUGUCUCCUUAUCAAGCCUCCGUACAAAGAGUUAGACGUCGCCUAUUCCGGGAUGCCAAACAGAAGAGGCGUAAAACCAAAAGGCCCACGCAUAAUAAUAUAACUGAAACUGAAUGCUACCACUACAAGCCCUUUCGUCAUCAAAUAGGCCUUAGAAAAAUACCUCGCUCCUAUUUGGAAGAGGCCUGCCGCCAAAUCUAUGCCGAACGCAGUCAGAAUUUGAAACGAAAGCACGAGAAUAUAGAGCCCUUACAUUUAGCCACCAAAGAAGGUGUUUUCCAGGUUUCACAACAGGUCAUCAACAAAGUGUGUCGUUAUCAUGGCAAUAUGGCACGUCCACAACCAUCGCGAGAACGUUCCAUGGAGGAGCAAAUAAAACGUGAACGCAACACCGAGGCAUGUCGUCUGAGUCGUCGGGCCAAAAAACUAGAGGAAGUAUUGGUCGAGCAGCAGUACCGUGAACGUUUGCAGGCCAAUGAAAAAGUUCUAGAGGCCUCGAUUCGUUCCAUUUUGUAUAUGAAGGCUUUAAUGGGUCUCAUGGUGAAUGGAAGCCUGCCACAAGAUGAACGUAAUCUUUAUAUAUGA